AUGACUACUUCCUUACUUUUCUUCUUCUUUCUACUCUCCACCAUCUCUGUCACAACCACAGGUGUUGUUACAGAUGGGAAUGGAACAGGAAUACAACUGAUAAUUGUAAACAACUGCAAAGAGAGUGUAUGGCCAGGAAUUCUCAGCAAUGGAGGACAACCUUCAAUUCAAGGAGGUGGAUUCCAUCUUCCAAGCGGCGAACAAGUUGUUCUCCAACUCCCUAACCAUUGGGCAGGUAGAAUCUGGGGGAGACAAGGCUGCUGUUUCGACGAAACAACCGGAAAAGGCUCGUGUCAAACCGGAGACUGUGGAGGCCAACUGAAAUGCAAGGGAACUGGUGGUGUCCCUCCAGCUACACUUGUUGAAAUGACACUUGGAACCUCAGAAUCACCUUUGCAUUACUAUGAUGUUAGUUUAGUUGACGGUUUUAACCUUCCUAUGUCAAUGAAGCCUGUUGGUGGUGGUGGUGGUUGUGGUGAUGCUUCUUGUGCAGCUGAUUUGAAUGGUUGUUGUCCUUCUUCACUUGUUGUGAAACAUGAUGGUAAAGUUGUAGGGUGUAAAAGUGCUUGUUUGGCUACAAAAUCAGAUAAGUAUUGUUGCACUGGUGAAUUUGCUGAUCCAAAAAGUUGCAAGCCAACUAUGUUUGCUCGUGUUUUUAAGAGUGUUUGUCCUAAAGCUUAUACCUAUGCUUAUGAUGAUUCAACUGGGCUUAUGUCUUGUUUGGCAAAUCGGUAUGCCAUUACAUUUUGCCCUCCAUGA
Vicia faba (fava bean) is the source of this 759-nucleotide messenger RNA. NCBI's taxonomy places the organism in Eukaryota, Viridiplantae, Streptophyta, Magnoliopsida, Fabales, Fabaceae. The record is from the annotation of a GenBank genome assembly.